AUGAUCUCCAGCGCAAUAAAGACCAACACUGGUCGUCGCUCUUAUCAAAUAGCCAAAAAAUCAUUCACAUUAGCUAUCCGUCUAAAUAGUACUUCAACUGCUACAAGACCAAAACCUGCUCCAAAUUUUGCACAAUCUAUACAUCCAAAUGAAGCUAAAAUCUCAGAGCCAUCUCCAAUAAAUAGAAGAAAAGACCUAGGAAACCCAUCUUUAGAAUUAGAUGACUCUUUUGUCGGGUUAACUGGUGGUCAAAUCUUUCAUGAAAUGAUGAUUAGACAUAAAGUUGAUACCGUUUUUGGUUAUCCAGGUGGUGCUAUCUUACCAGUUUAUGAUGCCAUUUAUAACUCUAGUAAAUUCAACUUCGUCCUUCCAAGACAUGAACAAGGUGCUGGUCACAUGGCGGAAGGUUAUGCUAGAGCUUCUGGUAAACCUGGUGUUGUCUUGGUCACUUCAGGUCCAGGAGCUACAAAUGUUGUUACUCCAAUGGCUGAUGCCCUAGCGGAUGGUGUUCCUUUGGUUGUUUUCACUGGUCAAGUUGCCACUGCUGCUAUUGGUACUGAUGCCUUCCAAGAAGCUGAUGUUGUUGGUAUUUCAAGAUCUUGUACCAAAUGGAAUGUUAUGGUUAAAGAUGUCGCGGAAUUACCAAGACGUAUCAAUGAAGCUUUUGAAAUCGCUACAAGUGGUAGACCAGGUCCUGUUUUAGUUGAUUUACCAAAAGAUGUCACUGCUGCUAUCUUGAGAAAUGCUAUUCCAAUCAAAAGUACAAUUCCAUCAAACACUUUGGAAGAAAUUACAAAAGCUGCUACAACUGAAUUUACUUUAGCUGCUAUCAAAAGAUCUGCUGAAUUAUUGAAAAAAGCCAAAAAACCAAUCCUAUAUGUCGGUGCAGGUAUUUUAAAUAGUGAAGAAGGUCCAAAAUUAUUAAAAGAAUUGGCUGAUAAGGCACAAAUCCCAGUUACUACAACUUUACAAGGUUUAGGUGCUUUUGAUCAAGAAGAUCCAAAAUCAUUAGAUAUGUUGGGUAUGCAUGGUUCAGCUUUUGCUAAUUUAGCUAUGCAAAAUGCUGAUUUAAUCAUUGCUUUAGGUGCAAGAUUUGAUGAUCGUGUUACAUUAAACGUUUCAAAAUUCGCCCCAGCUGCAAGAAAAGCUGCCAUUGAAGGUACUGGUGGUAUCAUCCAUUUUGAAAUCUCUCCAAAGAAUAUAAAUAAAGUUGUUCAAGCAACUGAAGCUGUUGAAGGUGAUGUUACACAAAAUUUGAAAAGAUUUAUCCCAUUAGUGGAAAAAAUUGAAUCAAGACCAAGUUGGUUUGAUCAAAUUAAAAAAUGGAAACAUAAAUAUCCAUAUGAUUAUCAAAGAGAAACCCCAGAUUCUAAAAUUAAACCACAAACUUUAAUCAGUGAAUUAUCAAGACUUUGUAAUGAAACUGGUAAAGAAACUAUCGUCACCACUGGUGUUGGUCAACAUCAAAUGUGGGCUGCUCAACAUUGGACUUGGAAAAACCCAAGAACUUUUAUCACAUCAGGUGGGUUAGGUACCAUGGGUUUUGGUUUACCAUCAGCCAUUGGUGCUCAAGUUGCUAAACCAGAUGCUAUUGUUAUUGAUAUUGAUGGUGAUGCUUCUUUCAACAUGACUUUGAUGGAAAUGUCAUCUGCAGUGCAAGCUAAUGCUCCAGUGAAAGUUGUUGUUUUAAAUAAUGAAGAACAAGGUAUGGUUACUCAAUGGCAAUCAUUAUUUUAUGAACAUCGUUAUUCUCAUACACAUCAAUCUAAUCCAGAUUUCAUGAAAUUAUCUGAAUCUAUGGGUUUCAAAGGUAUUAGAAUUGAAAAACAAGAAGAUUUAUUACCAGGUUUGAAAGAAUUUUUAGAUGCUAAAGAACCAGUCUUAUUAGAAGUUAUUGUGGAGAAGAAAGUUCCAGUCUUACCAAUGGUUCCAGCUGGUAAAGGUUUAGAUGAAUUUAUUGUUUUCGAUGCAGAAGUUGAAAGACAACAAAAUGCUUUACGUAAAGAACGUACUGGUGGUAAGCAUUAG
Messenger RNA from Hansenula anomala, 2028 nucleotides. RefSeq names its product acetolactate synthase catalytic subunit (gene ILV2). Gene Ontology annotation, cellular component: mitochondrion; acetolactate synthase complex. The record is from RefSeq and is a predicted model, not a curated record. Gene Ontology annotation, molecular function: acetolactate synthase activity; thiamine pyrophosphate binding; magnesium ion binding. Gene Ontology annotation, biological process: L-valine biosynthetic process. The coding region runs from base 1 to 2028 and encodes 675 amino acids. The transcript has a single exon. NCBI's taxonomy places the organism in Eukaryota, Fungi, Ascomycota, Saccharomycetes, Phaffomycetales, Wickerhamomycetaceae.